This is a messenger RNA of Anneissia japonica, 3659 nucleotides long. RefSeq names its product glucosidase 2 subunit beta-like. The transcript has 5 exons. The coding region runs from base 73 to 1020 and encodes 315 amino acids. Gene Ontology annotation, cellular component: glucosidase II complex. Gene Ontology annotation, biological process: N-glycan processing. The record is from RefSeq and is a predicted model, not a curated record. Lineage: Eukaryota; Metazoa; Echinodermata; Crinoidea; Comatulida; Comatulidae. Gene Ontology annotation, molecular function: protein binding.
AGACAAUUGUAAAUAUGAGUACAGUACUGUACAGUCAAUGGACAAGUUAGCAGCUGUAGGUGUGGGGGAGAAAUGAUGAAAGUUUUACGAGGUGGCCGCACUCUUCGAUGGCUUAUGAUGCUUCUGGGAUUAGCAAUUUUUUACAUCCUCUUCCAAGGUUUGAUAUUACGCAUUCUUAGCAAGGACUCAAAGAGACGGCUGAAACUAUUGGAGGAGCAGGCUGCGUUGGAAUUUGCUGUGCCCAGAGGUGUUCGCGUGGAAGAUAAAGAAGUCUAUCGUCCUAAGUCAGUACGUGGCUUUCGUUGCCUUGAUGGCUCUAAGUACAUACCGUGGAAAAACAUCAAUGAUGAUUAUUGUGAUUGUACAACUGAUGGUUCUGAUGAACCGGGCACAUCAGCAUGUGAGAAGGGAAGGUUUUUCUGCAUAGGAAAUGGAGAAUAUAUUGUAGCGAGCAGAGUGAAUGAUGGGAUAUGCGAUUGUUGUGAUGGUACUGAUGAAUGGGAUAGGCCGUUCAGCCUUAACAAGGUCAAAGGAAAUCCUGUUGUUGAAGGUUUAGAAAUUUCACCCUGUAGGAAUUUUUGUAAAGACUUGAUUGAUCACAAGUAUGUGAAUGCUCAACAGAGACUUGGUCUGCGACUCAAGAGGAAAUACAUUCUGGCUGGGAAAGAACACACAAAUGGCAUUUAUGGAAAAGAAGGAGAAUUCUACAAGUUGAGUAAAGAAUGCUUCCAGUAUAGUACUGCUAAGAGCAAGUAUGUGGUGUGCCCAUACAGAUAUGUGAGGGAGGAUAAUGGACAGUUCUUUUAUAACAUGGGUCGUAGGACCGUAUUCGAGGGAAAGAAGAAAGAUGGAACUAAUGUCAUUAUGAUGGUGAAUGGUGAUUCCCGGCAUUGUCCUGGAGAAAUACAAAGGAAGACGCAAGUAGAAUAUAUAUGCGGACUCAAUGAUCAUGUAAUCAAUAUUCAUGAGGAAAGACCAUGUAUUUACACCUUACGAUUCAGUACUCCUGCUGGCUGUUAGAGACUCCCAACAAUGGUGCGAGGAAUAUGUGAACAAGCAUGUUUUUACAUGAUUCAGUACUACAUCAUCAAUGGACCAAGUGAGGAAUAUUUCAUGAAGAACAAGAACUUUGACCUGUAUUGGGAAGGAAGACCUUUCCUUUUUACCACCAGAGUCAAAGUUCAUAUUACUGUACUGUAACAACCAGUUAAAUGCGCCCAGCACAAUAUUACUUCUUUUCGUAUCGUGCCAGUUUAUCUUAUGUACUUUAUGCUGUGCACAUUUUUGGUCAGUGUGAUUGCAUCUCUCUCUAUCCAAAUACUGUAUAGCAUGAACGCUGAAUAUGGAUUAUUGUAUAAAGAAUUUAGCACCAAGGGCUUGACAUGAAUCUGAUAACUGACAACAUUCCCAAGUGGAACUGUAUAAGCAGUCACAGAAGAAAUUCACUGUAUGUGAUGUCACUGUAAAGUGAUGUCAUAUACAUUAUGUACCAACGUUUAGAUAUAGUGACAUACUCAUUUUAAAAAUCAUAGUGACAUACUCAUUUUAAAAAUCAUAGUGACAUACUCAUUUAAAAAAUCAUAGUGACAUACUCAUUUUAAAAAUCUUGCUACCUUGAGUAGCACAAAGUUUUUCUAUUUUUGGAUCUAAAAUUCUAUUAAUAAUGUGCAUUUCCAUUCAAACAUACAAAGUACCCAUGUAUAUGCUUAAGUGGAAAGGCGCAACCUUGAUAAAGAAAACAAGGAAGUGGUCAGAUUAAAAUCCUUUGGAUUGCAAGCCCAUAGAUAACAUGGUCGUCCUAUAUCCCCCACGGGCGUAGGCUGGGUGAUGAGAGGGGCGCAACCCCCAUAAUGGCAAAUUAGUUUUACUAAGUGGGUUAGAAUACUAAAUGUGACCAUUAUGUUUUCAUUGGAAUAGGGAUUUAGUUUUACAUUCUCAAUUUUCAUACCCACCCCCACAGGUGGUUUUGCUUUUGUUGAGAAUAUACAAGUAAUAGCAGCUGGUGGUUUGGUGCCAUUGAAAAUGAAACCACUUUAAACAAAUGUUUCUGUAUUGUUAAACACUUUUUUUUAUAUAUAUAUAAUAUUUUAAGUGUGGUCAUGUGUGAAUCUGUAUCAAUUUUUAUACAGGUCUCCCUAUAAUUAAUGAUCCCUCUAAUUAACAAUCCCUCCAAUUAUAGAUAGACCACUUUUCUUUGGUUCCAAAUUAACAAAGGUCUUUUAUAUUUAUUAUUCUAAUUAGUCACCAAAGCUGCUAAAGAUCAUGGAACCACGGUCCCAAAAGUGGUCUUUAAUUGGUGGGAGACCUGUAUACAAUUGUAAUAAGAAUUUGGAUUUGCUUAAUUAACAGUCUUAGCCUUAUUGCCAAUAAAUUUCUGUUUCUUGCCACUUCCUCUGAAAAAGAUAAACUAAUACCGGAGAUGAGCGACCACAAUUAUAUCAUUAUGAUGAUUGUAAGUUAGUCACAUCAUUUUAAGCACAAAAUCAACGUUAUGCUAGUGUGGUAAUUGACAUUGGAAAAUAAUUUAGUACAUUAAGCUGUAAAUCAAAGUUCAUGAAAAUAUGCAUUUUGGGUAUGUGUUUAAUUUGCUGUAAGCGAUGUGGUUUUUACUGGGCCAGUUGAGUAAAGAAAUUAGGGCCUACUAUUUUAGGAACAGCAAUUACAGUACACCUGUACGAAUUACAUGCAGACAGUUGGUGAGUGUGGAGUUCAUUACCUGUACUCUACUGGGAAGCUUUUUUAUUCUGUCUUUUGUAUACAUAGUGUGAAAUUCAAACAUAUUAUUGCCUUUAAAAAAAAAAUCUAUAUUAAGGUGUUGAUAAUAGUGCCUUACAUUUUUAAAGAAUUCAUAAGAUUUAUUAUGUGGUUUGUAAAUAUCAUAUUGAUAUAUUUUUAAUAUUUUUUGUAAAGUGAUGUUGAACAUAUUGAUUUGAUCUAUAGUAUAUAUGAUAAACAAUGUUGACUCUUUAUGAUUUAUUAUUAUUAGUACAUGUUCGAUCAGGGCUGAAAUUGUGUGAUUGUAUUUAUCAAUUAAGGUUGGUUAAUUUAAAAAAAUUUUUGCCAUUAUUUGAAAUAAGGAUUCUCAUUUAAUCUUUAAUUACUGAGAUAGUAGAUUCCGUGCCUGCUACCCUACACAUUUACAUUUGGACACGUUACCUUUUCAGUUUAUGUUGUUUUUAAUGUUAAACAUUGCGCCCAUUUUAGACUCAUCACAUUGUCUUCCAAUUUUGUAGAUUUCCUAAUGGCUUUGACGAUCCAUAUAUUUGUUUUUUUUCACCAUAGAUCUAAUGAAUAUUUUUAGUUUAAUAUAUUUUUUAAUUUUAUAAUUAACAUUAUAUGGACAUUUUUUGUAUGCAUUUUUUUGGCUACAUAAGAUUAAAAAUAGAUUUAGUUCAGCCUACCAGUGAAUUUGGAGCUUGUUUUAAGUCCAAGUUGCCAUAGAAUACUUGUAUUUAAAACAUAAAGGAAAUGUGGACCGUUCACAAUGUAUUGAUCAAAUCAACUAUUGUACAUUUUUUCAGCAAAUACCAUUAUUUUGAACUAUCAUGGUGCUUUAAAUUACUUUGUAUUCGUUAAAAUUAGAUUUAGUACAUACUAACGUUUGUAAAAAUAUUUUGUGAUAUAAUUAUUGGAAAUAAAAAUCUAUGGCAGUACAGUAA